AUGCGCUUCUCCGUGUCGUACUUUGCAGCGCUGGUUGGUGCUGCCAGCAGUUCCAUUAUCUGGGACGGCCGCUUCAACACCUUCGCUUCAAGCACGGAUUUGAAUAACUGGAGCUGGAGCAACCAAGUCGGGCCUUACCAGUAUUACAUCCAACACCACCAGCAUGGAUCUUCCGCCGUCACUUCCUACGUCAACCUUUCACCUUCCUUCAAGAACGCAGCCGACUCGGGCAGCACCCAAGGCGCAAAGUUCACCCUCGAUAGCACGGCCUACUGGAACGGCCAGCCGAUGCGUCGAAUCGAGCUGAUUCCGCAGACCACGGCCGUCAUCGCCACGGGCAAGGUCUGGUACCACUUCAGCAUGAUGCGGUCCGCGACCAACGCGCCGAGCACCUACCGCGAGCACCAGAUCAACUUCUUCGAGUCCCACUUCACGGAGAUGAAGUCGGGCUGGAUCUCCGGGGCGGCUGGCACGUCCAACCCGGCUCUGCAGUGGUUCGUCGGGGGGACCUCCAAGUGGAGCACAACCUGGGACGCGGGAGUUUGGCAUAAUGUUGCUUAUGAGAUAGAUUUCAGCGCCAAAACGGUAGCGUUCUGGCAUUCGACUGGCGCCGCCCCGUUGGCUCUCACCGUCGCAGCCGUUAGCGCCUCGACGGCGAGCAACGGGGCAGACUGGCACCUUGGGGUCCUCGAGCUUCCCGUCUCGGGCCAGGCCGACGCCAACGAGGACUUUUACUUCAGCGGCGUGUACAUCGAGAGUGGAUCUCUGACGACGUCCGUCGCUGGACCUGGCGGCGGCGGCGGCGGCGUCGUUGUAAGCUCAAGCUCACCAGCUUCGCCUGGCUCAAGCAGCAGCAGCAGCAGCAGCAGCUCCAGUACUAGUGCCAGGUCCACUUCUUCCUCGACGUCUGCUGCAAGUAGUGUUGUGGCGACGACUGCGAGGCCAACGUCGCUGUCGACGACGAGUUCCGUGGGUGUGACCACGUCGAGUGCGCCUGCUGCUGGCGGAGGCGCUAUCCCCAAGUAUGCUCAGUGUGCUGGGCUGACCUGGACAGGAUCUGGGACCUGUGUUGCAGGGACUACCUGCAAGUAUUCGAGCGAUUACUACUCGCAAUGCCUCUAG
Messenger RNA from Drepanopeziza brunnea f. sp. 'multigermtubi' MB_m1, 1122 nucleotides. The record is from RefSeq and is a predicted model, not a curated record. Lineage: Eukaryota; Fungi; Ascomycota; Leotiomycetes; Helotiales; Drepanopezizaceae.